Molecule: messenger RNA, 1865 nt
Organism: Kickxella alabastrina
Lineage: Eukaryota; Fungi; Kickxellomycota; Kickxellomycetes; Kickxellales; Kickxellaceae
Product: ClpP/crotonase-like domain-containing protein
Exons: 2
Coding region: 164-1636 (490 amino acids)
Biological process (GO): L-valine catabolic process
Cellular component (GO): mitochondrion
Molecular function (GO): 3-hydroxyisobutyryl-CoA hydrolase activity
Source: RefSeq, a predicted model, not a curated record
UUUUUUUGCGCUAUCGCAUACUUUGAAAUCUCUUUUUUUCAGGCAUUGUCUACCGUUCUCACACCUUUUCUAAUUAUUAUUCAUCACUUUUUUUCUUACUUUCAAUAAAGCCACACUCUCUUUCUUUUUUAUAUAUUUUCUCAUUACGUUUGUAGUAUUUAUUAUGUUUGCAAGCAAAUUGAACUUGACGGUGGGCGCAGCAGCUUCGCUUACCAAAUCUUCAAUUCAAUUGAAAACAGCAACUCGCCGUCUCGCAGGAAUCCAACGAAUGAUCUCAACCAAACCAACUUCCGAGGGCGACCGCGACGUGCUGACGGUAAACAACCUAACCGGUCGGUCUCUGGUUCUGAACCGACCAAAGGCGCUCAACUCGCUGACUCACCCAAUGGUGCAGUCAAUCCGGCGGCACCUUCAGGAAUGGCGGCAAUCCGAUCUCUGCGACAUCGUCAUCCUGCGGUCCAACAGUGCAAAGGCGUUCUGCGCCGGCGGCGACGUCGUCGACGUAUCCAACAAGUGGACGCGCGGCGACCGCAGCGCAGCAAUGCGGUUUUUCCAAGACGAGUAUCAGACCAACCACCUGAUAGCCACGUACGAGAAGCCUCUGGUGGCUCUUCUCAACGGAUACACUAUGGGCGGCGGCGUCGGGCUCUCGAUGCAUGCGCCUUUUAGGGUGGCGACGGAGUCAACGGUGUUUGCGAUGCCGGAGACGAAGAUUGGGUUUUUCCCGGAUGUCGGAGCGACGUUCUUUUUGCCGCGCAUGGAUGGGCAAACUGGCACGUACCUGGGGCUGACCGGCCAGAGGCUUAAGGGCAGAGACCUGCUGUAUGCCGGGAUUGCCACCCAUUAUGUGCCGUCGGAGCGGCUGCCGAUGCUCGAGAAGCGCCUGCAGGAGAUCGGCACCCGCGACCACGCGGUGAUCAACCAGGCGAUCGAGGAGUUCUCUGCGCAGCCUGAGGACCUCUCAGAGAUCGAGUACUCUCUGGCGCCCCUGCGCAAUGCCAUUGACCGCUGCUUUGCGUUCAAUAACAUGGAGGCCAUCGUCGAGGCGCUCAAGCAGGAGACCGAGCAGCCCGAGUGGGCACGCCAGACCCUGGCAGUGCUCUCGGCCGUCUCGCCGUCGUCGCUGAAGCUGACUCUCGAGCAGCUGCGCACCGGCCGCCGGCUCAACAUCCAACAGGCAUUCGCCCUGGAGCUGCGGCUUGCCGAGCACCGCUUGGGCUCCGCAGAUAUGCACGAGGGCAUUGCAGCGUUGCUUGUGCGCAAAACCAAUGACCCGCAGUGGCAGCCCUCGACUCUCGAGGCUGUGGAUAUGCGCGCGCUGCACAAGGAGUACUUUGAGGGCAACAGCGGCAGUGCUGGGAAAACUGAUCAUCAGCAGCUAUCGUUCAUUAAUGCGGAUGCGGCGUUUGACCAGUACCCGCAUGCGUUUGGGCUGCCGAGCGAGAGGGAGAUUCUCGCGGUGGUCAGUGGGGAGAAUCCCCAGGCGGGCGAUUUUGGCAUGAACCGCGCGCAGGUUUUGCAGUUCUUUGAGCGCGAGAAGGCCGGGAAGAUCGGCGUUGGAAAGAAGGUCGCGUGGGUGCUGGACCGGAAGACCAGGGAGAUGCCCGACAGCUAUGUGCUGGAGUGCAUCCGUUAGAUUUCGUUAGAUUUCGGUGAUUCGGUGAUUUUUUAUUUUCUGAUUGUCACAUGAGUAAUGGCCUGAUUCUUUUUUCUGCAGUGAGGGUGCACAGGGGAGAGGGGUUUUGGGGUGUUGGACGAUUUUUCUUCUCUUCUAUUUUCUCGCGAACAGCUGACAAAUUUCCAAUGCUUUCGCCUCUCCCUUUUAUUACAGCCCCUCCGAACCCCAGCCCGACAUAAAAAGAAGA